This is a messenger RNA of Cajanus cajan (pigeon pea), 2118 nucleotides long. RefSeq lists its product as uncharacterized. Gene Ontology annotation, molecular function: DNA-3-methyladenine glycosylase activity. Gene Ontology annotation, biological process: base-excision repair. Lineage: Eukaryota; Viridiplantae; Streptophyta; Magnoliopsida; Fabales; Fabaceae. The record is from RefSeq and is a predicted model, not a curated record.
UGUUAUACAACUUCCUCUUUAACUAUCCCCCACCAUCCUCACAUUUUAUAAAACCCCACAUCCCUCCUUUCCCUCUCCUUCAAUCCUUCAUCACACCCAUCAUUUCUUCCCUAUUAUCAUUGUUCCAUUAUCCUUAGUUCAUCACACCCCCUAAUCCAUUAAUCCUCUUCCUUGUCAUCACCCCCAACAAAGUACACAUCCCAAUCAAACCAAACAUAAAUAAGCAACAAAAUGUGCAGCUCCAAGACCAAAGUGACUCUAGGCAUAGAAGCCACAAACACAGCCACAUCUCCUGUGGCCAGAAUCAAUGGCAGGCCAGUCCUUCAACCAACAUGUAACCGAGUUCCUAACCUUGAGAGGAGAAAUUCAAUAAAAAAAGUGUCACCAAAAUCUCCUUCUCCCCCAUCACCACCAAACAAGACCUCAUUGACACCUCCAAUUUCUCCAAAGCCUAAGUCCCCAAGGCCUCCAGCAAUAAAGCGAGGCAACGAGAGCAAUGGACUGAACUCAAGUUCUGAAAAGAUUGUGACCCCAAGAAACACCACAAAAACUCCAUCAACUCUAGAGAGGAAAAAGUCCAAGAGUUUUAAGGAGGCAUCAUUAAGUUACUCUUCCUCUUUGAUCACUGAAUCCCCAGGGAGCAUAGCAGCAGUGAGGAGAGAACAGAUGGCACUGCAGCAUGCAGAGAGGAAAAUGAAGAUUGCACAUUAUGGAAGAUCAAAGUCUGCUAAGUUUGAAAAAGUUGUUCCUCUUGAUACUUCAGCCAAUCUUACCUCAAAGACAAGUGAGGAGGAGAAGAGAUGCAGCUUUAUCACAGCCAAUUCAGGUAACCGAGAGUUCAAAUUAGAAUAUAAAUUUACUCCCACUUUUUAUACAUUGUGCAAUGUUCUAAUCUCAUUGUUUCUUUUUAUAUAUAUAGAUCCCAUCUAUAUUGCUUAUCAUGAUGAAGAAUGGGGAGUUCCAAUUCAUGAUGACAAGAUGUUGUUUGAACUUCUAGUUUUAAGUGGUGCUCAGGUUGGAUCCGAUUGGACCUCAAUCUUGAAGAAACGCCAGGAUUUCAGGACUGCAUUUUCAGAAUUUGAUGCAUCAACUUUGGCCAACUUGACCGAUAAACAAAUGAUGUCUAUUAGUUUGGAAUAUGGCAUUGAUAUAAGCAGAGUUCGAGGUGUUGUUGAUAAUGCUAACCGAAUUUUAGAGAUUAACAAGGACUUUGGUUCAUUUGACAAAUAUAUUUGGGGUUUUGUCAAUCACAAACCCAUCUCCACGCAAUACAAGUUCGGCCACAAGAUCCCAGUGAAGACGUCAAAAUCAGAGAGCAUGAGCAAAGACAUGAUCAGAAGGGGCUUUAGGUUUGUAGGUCCAACAGUCCUACAUUCAUUUAUGCAAGCAGCUGGACUCACCAAUGACCACUUAAUCACUUGCCAUAGACACUUGCAAUGCACCUUAUUGGCAUCUCAAUAGUUCCAAUUUCAACUAAACAAGAGAUUGACCCGGAAGAGAUCAAGACCAAAAUCAUGUGUGCUGAAGAGCAAAUAUAUAUAUGUAAUGUACUAACUAUAGUAUUUUGUGUAAAAUAUUAGAUUAGACUAGAUAGGGGAAAAAAAAGUUUUCUGAUUUAUGAGAUGUGUGGAUUUGGGUGUGGUUAAUUUGCAAUUGAUAGUUUAAGAAAAAUGAUUAUUAGAGAGAAGUGAAAGGUUUAGGAUGGUGUUAUUAAGGACAUGUUUGGAUGCAUGUCUCAUCCACAUCCAAACAAGAAUCAUGUCAAUCCAUGAAAGAGUUACUCUUUGUUAAUGUUAAAAAAGAGUGAUGAUUCACCUUCUGGAUUUGGUUGCAAAACACACACUAGGUAGUGAGAGGCUUAGGGGACAGUGAGCAUGUGCAUGUGCUAUUGUGAGGCAAGGGCAUGUGUGGUGUCAGUUUGCUUUUUGGUUUUAGUCCAUGUGAGCAAUCAGGCUUUUUCAUUAUUUAUUAUUCCCUGUAACAGCCUGUGUGGGAUACUUGCAUAGGGGGAGUGUAGGACCACAUUCCCCUUCUUUUCCUCUUUAUGGGGUUCUUAUCUUUCAUGUAUUCUUUAACUUUUUGGCUUUGGUGAAUGUUAUAGCACAAUAUGUUUUAGAG